Phanerochaete carnosa HHB-10118-sp is the source of this 898-nucleotide messenger RNA. RefSeq lists its product as uncharacterized. The record is from RefSeq and is a predicted model, not a curated record. Gene Ontology annotation, cellular component: nucleolus; small-subunit processome. Bases 27 to 611 code for a protein of 194 amino acids. The transcript is spliced from 7 exons. Lineage: Eukaryota; Fungi; Basidiomycota; Agaricomycetes; Polyporales; Phanerochaetaceae.
GCAUAUCGCGUCCGCUUUCCAUCAUAAUGGGAAAGGCUAAGAAAACCCGCAAGUUUGCAACGGUCAAACGCUUGCUGAACCCGAAUGACAUUCGGCUGAAAGAGAAUCAGGCCAAGCAGGCGAAAAAGGAGGCGGAGGUGAAGGAGAAGGCAGAGCGUCGUGUGACACAGGUUGCCUCAUCAUUGUUUUUGCAACAUAACAACGCCCUUGUCCCGCCGUACCGCGUCCUUAUUGAUACCAACUUCAUCAACUUCUCCCUCCAAAAUAAGCUCGAACUCAUCAGCAGCAUGAUGGACUGCCUGUAUGCUAAAUGUAUACCAUGCGUCACAGACUGUGUCAUGGCGGAGUUGGAGAAGUUAGGGCAUCGGUAUCGCGUUGCUUUGAGGAUUGCACGGGACCCUCGCUUCGAACGCUUAGCCUGCUCCCACCCUGGAAAUUACGCCGAUGAUUGCUUGGUGCAACGGGUCACAUCACAUCGAUGCUUCAUUGUCGCUACUUGCGAUAGAGAAUUACGGAGACGUAUUCGCAAGGUCCCCGGUGUCCCUCUGAUGUAUAUCGUCAGGCGGCGGUAUGCUAUUGAACGAUUGCCGGAUCAGGGUGCCCCUGUAUAGGUGGCGGUCUCGGCUCUCGCUUGUACUAUCACUUCGCUUGUAGCGUUACUGCUAAAAGUAACUCAACUUAAUGUCGUUUAUGUUCCAUCCGGUGCUCAUGUGCCAUCCGGUCUCAUGUACAGCUUACAACGUCAUCGCACCCUGGCCAUGGUCAGGAGAUCCGCCUUCUGUCUUGCUCUGCGUUCUGUGUCAUGAUCCGCCGUAUUCCGAGAACUGCGCUUCGGUCACUUGCAAUGUAUUCAGCUCCUCUCGACUCUGCCGCCUUUUAACCUUUGCUCGGCAAACUU